Messenger RNA from Triplophysa rosa, 2385 nucleotides. RefSeq lists its product as uncharacterized. The transcript has 15 exons. The record is from RefSeq and is a predicted model, not a curated record. Lineage: Eukaryota; Metazoa; Chordata; Actinopteri; Cypriniformes; Nemacheilidae. Bases 1 to 2385 code for a protein of 794 amino acids. Gene Ontology annotation, biological process: negative regulation of apoptotic process; protein autophosphorylation; regulation of mitotic cell cycle. Gene Ontology annotation, cellular component: cytoplasm. Gene Ontology annotation, molecular function: ATP binding; protein serine/threonine kinase activity.
AUGUAUCUUUUGUCCAGUUUGAUCAUUUUUGUUUUUGUUGAUCAGGUGGCACUGAAAUACGUGUACACAUCCAGGCAUCUGGAUUAUGUCAGCAUCCCGGGUCAUCCUGAACCCCUUCCGCGUGAGGUGGCUCUUCAGAUGCUUGCCUGUGAGGAUGGCCCCCUUACUGAGAUUGUCCAGCUCUUGGACUGGCAGGAACAUACGGACCGCUACAUCAUGGUCCUGGAGCACCCUUCUCCCUGCAAGGGUUUGAAUAAAUUUGUUGAGAGCCAAGGGGGAGAGCUCGACGAGGAAUUAGCGAAACGCAUCAUGUGGCAGUCAUCCUUAGCUGCCUACAUGUGCUGUGAACAGGGGGUUUUCCACCGUAAUAUCACGCUGGAGAACUUCCUUAUAACAACAGACACCAUGGACGUCAAACUGAUCGACUUCGGGUGCGGCGAUCUACUUAAAACGUCGACCUACAAGACGUUCACAGGCACAAGAGAAUACGUCUGCCCUGAAUUUUUAAAAACCGGCGAGUACUACGGAAAGCCAGCGACGGUGUACUCGCUAGGGGUGCUGCUGUUCGCCAUGUUGUGCGGGAAAUACCCCAGCUCUAAUGACCGGCUCUACAUCAAUGAAAGGGUCUGGUCCAAAGACGGCUUGACUGAAGAAUGCUGCCGUCUGGUUCAAGACUGUCUGCAGGAGGAUCCAGAGAAACGUAUUGAUCUGAAAAGGAUCUUUGAGCACGAGUGGUUUCAGAGCAAAGAUCCUGCAGACGACCUCCAGAUUCCCGUCAACUCUGACAGCCAAGAUCAGCCUGAAGAGCAGCUGGAGGAUGAUGAGGAGUCCAAGGUGUUCAUUCGGAAAAUCAAUGGCUGCCAGUAUAAGGUCGGCAGAAAGCUGGGUCAAGGCGGUUUUGGAACAGUCAAUGAAGAGACCCGUGUGCAUGAUGGCUUGCAGGUGGCAGUGAAAUUUGUCUGGAAGACCGAGUUUGUAAUCGAUGACUAUAUCUACAUUCCGGGGCAUCCUAGACCUUUUCCUCGAGAGGUCGGUCUUCAGAUGCUUGCCUGUGCGGGAGAACAUGUUCCUGUGAUCAUCCAGUUUCUGGACUGGCAGGACUUUCUGGACCACUACAUCAUGGUCCUAGAGCGCCCUUUUCCCUGCAUGGACGUGAAGCAUUUUGUGAAGCAAAAUGGAGGCACUGUCACCGAGAAGAUAGCGCGGUUAAUCUUGAGGCAAGCAGCCGAAGCCGCUGAAGUCUGCUGCAAACGGGGGGUUUUCCAUAGGGACAUAAAAAUGGAAAACCUCCUGAUUAACACCAAAACCUUGGAGGUCAAAAUGAUCGACUUCGGGUGUGGCGAUCUUCUCAAAAGCUCGACUUACGAGGAGUUUAUGGGCACAUGGAAAUACGCUAGCCCUGAAUGGCUAGAAAAGGGCGAGUAUCAUGGAAAGCCGGCGACUGUGUACUCGCUUGGAGUGCUGCUGUUCGUCAUGUUGUGCGGGAAAUUCCCAGGCCUUCGUGACCGGUUCUUGAUCAAUGAGUGGUUCUGGAGCAAAGAAGGUUUGACUCAAGGUGAGCUCUUCAUCAGACCAACUGGAGUUCUGAAUGAUAAAAAACAAGCAGAAUGCUGCCGGUUCGUUGUAGACUGUCUGCAGGAGAAACCAGAGGAACGUAUUGAUCUGGAAAUGAUCCGUUACCACAAGUGGUUUCAGAACCAAGAUCCUGCAGAUGACCUCCAGACUCCCGUCCCCUCUGGAAGCCAUCACGUCAUUCAGUUUCCAGAUGAUUCUGGAUCUAACUUCAAUGAUCAUGUGGACAUUUUAAUCCUCCACACUUCAGACAGUCAGUCACACACUCUAGACAGUCAGUCACACACUCUAGACGGUCAGUCACGCACUCUAGACGGUCAGUCACACACUCUAGACGGUCAGUCACACACUCUAGACGGUCAGUCACACACUCUAGACGGUCAGUCACACACUCUAGACGGUCAGUCACACACUUCAGACGGUCAGUCACACACUUCAGACAGUCAGUCACACACUCUAGACGGUCAGUCUGAAGAGAAGCUGGAGGAUGAUGAGGAGUCCAGCGUGUUCGUUCUGGUAAUCAAUGGCUGCCAGUAUGAGAUCGGCACAAUGCUGGGUCAAGCCGGUUUUGGAUCCGUCUAUGAAGGGACCCGUGUGCAGGAUGGCUUAAAGGUGGCAGUGAAAUAUGUCGAGAAGACCAAGAAUAUAAUCGAGGAUUAUAUCUACAUUCCGGGUUAUCCUAGAUCUUUUCCUCAAGAGGUCGGUCUUCACUUGAUUGCCAGAAAGGGAGAUAAUGUUCCUGUGAUCGUCCAGCUUCUGGACUGGCAGGAUUAUCCGGAGCAGUACGUCAUGGUCCUAGAGUCUUCAGACUAA